Messenger RNA from Nicotiana tabacum (common tobacco), 456 nucleotides. Its product is annotated as arabinogalactan protein 20. Lineage: Eukaryota; Viridiplantae; Streptophyta; Magnoliopsida; Solanales; Solanaceae. The record is from RefSeq and is a predicted model, not a curated record.
AACCAGCAUUCCUCACUGUUUUGUUACCAAGAUAUAUUUCUCUCUGGAGUUAGAAAAGUUGGGGAGAAUAUGGCUGCCUCUAAAAUUGUAGUUUCAAUCUUGUUGGCCAUAUUUGCCAUGGCAUUGUUCAAUUUCAUCCCUUGUGUUCAAGCUCAAGACUUGGCCCCUGCUCCUGCCCCUACCAGUGAUGGAACAUCCAUAGAUCAAGGAAUUGCAUACGUGCUGAUGCUGGCGGCUUUAUUCCUUACAUAUCUCAUCCACCCUAUGGACGCUUCUCCCUACAACUUUUUCUAAAUUUAUCUCUUAGUAUUAGUAAAACCUAAAAUUAUGUUUCAUUUUUCUCUUUGGGACAAUGAUUGGUCAUUCUUCAUAUGGAUUCAAUUAUCAAUCCGUUCAUGUUUAUUUUUCCAGGGGUUAUAUAUUUAGUUGCCUUUUUCUCAUUUCCACUUUUCUCAA